AUGCGCUUGAAGUGGUCUUCUAUAUACUUGUCACUCUGGCCAUGCAUCGAGGCGACCUGUGAAUGCGGCUUCCGGGUUCCAGAUGGCCAGUCUCAAGACUUGUCGACAUUUAUGUAUGCAUUGGAGACCAACUUUGUCUCCAUGAAAUUGAUUGAUGCAGACAAGGACUGGAUACGACAAGAGUUUAAUGUUACAGCCCAAGCUGGACGGGGACGGUAUGGCAAGACUUUUACGCCUGACAAUGUUGUUGCUACACACGGAAAGGGUCUACAGCUACAAGUUGAUAGUCAGCUUAAAUUCAACUCAGUACUCGCUGCGGAAGUCGAUACAUCCAGACUUGAUCUGCUCUGGGGAUCAUAUAGAGCCGGUAUGCGAUUGACGGCGAUACCAGGCACCUGUGCAGCAUUUUUCUGGGUAAGUGAAUGA
This is a messenger RNA of [Torrubiella] hemipterigena, 426 nucleotides long. NCBI's taxonomy places the organism in Eukaryota, Fungi, Ascomycota, Sordariomycetes, Hypocreales, Clavicipitaceae. The record is from the annotation of a GenBank genome assembly.